AGCGGCGGACCGCAGCCCGGACAGUAGAAAUAUAAUGGCUGGUUUUACCUGAGAGCCUCGCAGAGCCGCUUCUUUAACCGUAAUAAAUGUUGUAACCGAGCCAAACCCAUGCUGCGGAGUCAGUGACUGGACCGGACCCGCUCAGCCGCUGAUGGAGCACAUCCGACUACCGAAGGUGGAGAAUGUCCGGCUACUGGACAGAGUGUCCCCCAGAAGGAGCAGGGAGGGCACCCUCUACCUGACGGCCACCCACAGCAUCUUCGUGGAGAGCGAGACGGGAGGCCGCAAUGAAACAUGGGUUCUCCACAGUCUGGUGAGCAGCGUGGACAGACAGGCUGCCAGCACCUCGGGGUGUCCACUGCUGAUCCGCUGCAAGAACUUCCAGAUUCUUCACUUCAGCAUUCCUAGAGAGCAGGACUGCCAGGACGUCCACCUGUCCCUGCAGCGGCUCUCCCAGCCCGAGCGUUACGAGGAGCUGUACUGCUUCUCCUACAAGCCAAACGUCGACGAGGAGGAGAGGCGGCGGGAGUGGGCCUUCGUUGACCUCCAGGCCGACUUCGGCCGAAUGGGACUCCCAAACGGCCAGUGGAAACUCUCCCCGGUCAACCAACACUAUAAGGUGAGUGACUCUUACCCCGCCGAGCUGUUUGUACCCGACUCCGCCGCGGCCCCGGUGCUGGUGGGCAGCUCCAAGUUCAGAAGCAGAGGUCGAUUCCCCGCCCUGUCCUAUUACUCCAAAGAAAACCACGCCGCCAUCUGCCGCAGCAGCCAGCCCCUGUCGGGUUUCAGCGCUCGCUGCCUGGAGGACGAGCAGAUGCUGGAGGCCAUCUUGAGGUCCAAUCCCCGCAGCGACUUCAUGUAUGUGGUGGACACCAGGCCCAAGUUGAACGCGAUCGCGAACAGGGCCGCAGGAAAAGGCUACGAGAACGAAGACAACUACUCCAACAUAAAGUUCCAGUUCAUGGGGAUCGAGAACAUCCACGUCAUGAGGAACAGCCAGCAGAAAAUGCUGGAAGUGUGUGAGCUUCGGUCUCCCUCCAUGUCUGACUUCCUGGAGGGCUUGGAGAGCUCAGGCUGGCUGAAGCACAUCAAAGCUGUGCUGGAUACCGGCGUCUUCAUCGCCAAGGCCGUUGCAGAAGGCAUCAGUGUCCUGGUCCACUGUUCAGACGGGUGGGACCGCACCGCCCAGGUGUGUUCAGUGGCCUGUGUGCUGCUGGAUCCCUACUACAGGACCCUGAAAGGACUCAUGGUCCUCAUCGAAAAAGACUGGGUCUCAUUUGGACACAAGUUCACUCAAAGAUGCAGCCACUUGGCUGGAGAUCCCAAAGAGGCGUCUCCGAUCGUCGAUCAGUUCCUGGAGUGUGUGUGGCAUCUGAUGGAGCAGUUCCCCUGCGCCUUCGAAUACAACGAGAGUCUCCUGAUCGCGGUUCACAGCCACAUCUACUCCUGCCAGUUCGGGAACUUCAUCGGCAACAACCAGCGGGAGAGAAGAGCACUCCGUGUUCACGAAAAGACUCACUCUUUGUGGAGUUACCUUUGGACGAACCGCGCAGAGUUCAUCAACCCCCUGUACAGACAGAACCACAGCCAGUCUCAAGGACUCCUCCGACCGUCUACCGCCCCCUACUGCUUCAAAUUUUGGAGGGGACUGUACAACCGGUUUGACCGCGGGAUGCACCCCCGGCAGUCGGUGGAGGAUUAUUUGAGGGUCAUCCGAGAGGAGACGCAGCAGCUGGAGGAGCAGCUGGAUUCCCACAAGCAGAAAAUAGCCGAGCUGGAGCAGGAACAGGAGUGGAGUGAUGCCCAGGAAGCUGCCCCGUUUGACCAGAGCUCAACAGUGCGGGCUCUCGGGAAGAACCUCGCUCUGGCCAACACUCCUCAGGACUACACCGGCGGCCUCCUCGCCAGCACUCCCAGCGCGGCGGACGGCGCGCUGAUCCUCGCGCCGCAGGACCCCGACCGGACGGCGGACCCCGGCCUCUCCAACGGCAGCGACCCGGAGUCCGGGAUUGCAGACGUGAGCUGCCGCUCCCCGCUCAGCGAGGACAGUGCCAAGGAUCCGGACUCGGACGAGGCGGCCAAUUCGGCCACCUGAGCGAAAAUGUAGCAGGCGCCCCGGGGUUUGAGAACAUCAGUCCGACAAAUGGCCUCGCGUCCAACUUUCGUUUUUAGUUUACAGUGAUUGUGGAACUCCUGCAAUCCCGAAGCUGCAGUCGACUCCCGUUUAUCGUAGUCUGCAGAGAAGGGAAAUAUUUUUAAGCUGUCUAAUCUGAUCUUCCACGAAGGUGUAAUAAUUAAGAUCGACUUAAAGAGACCAAAGGAAGCCAUAUAAACGUUGAUGUAGAAUGCCGUCAUCCAGAAGGUUUUAGCUAUAAAGUCUUUACGCCCCUUUCACCUUUUUCCCUUUUGUCAUAUUACAACUGCAAACUUCAAUCGAGGUUUCAUUUAAUAAACCAAAUAAAUCUUUUGUUUCUUUUGUUUUGUUUUUGUCUUCAGAUUGAAAUAUUUGGCUGAACUUUGUUCUGAAAAGUAGUUCAAGCGUAGUCAGGUUGGACGAACAGCAUCUGUGAAUGAAAACGUCCCAAAAAACAGUCUUCCCGCAAAUACUAGAAUUAUGUCUGGGCUUUGACUAGGCCAUUCGAUCUCACAAAUAUCCUUUUACUUUAUGUUCAGGGUUUUUUGUCCUGCUGGAAGUUAAAACCUCCACUGCAAGUUUUAGCCUUAUCCAUCUUCCCAUCAGCUUUUCUUGCCCACCGCGUGACACUACGACUACCGCUACGUUUCGCUCUGUAUUCAUUUUCAAUGCGGGAACCUGGCAGAAUCUGAAUAAACUCCAGAUGAACGACGCGUUUGCAGGGAUUUGUUCCCACGCAAAAUCAGAAACGCAGUCGGACGAGGGGAGACUCGAGCUGAACCUGAAUCGGCAACACCGUUUUGCGUUGAUGCUGUGAAACGUCCAUUGUUGUUUGUGUGGCACAUUGUUCUCAUUAAUGUUGUUCUACAUCUGAGGCUUCUAGCUUGACCUGGAGAGCAAUAGUCGUCUUGUUGUAUAUUUAUUAUUUAAUGAAAGUCAGAGACAUUGCAGGACCGUGGCAGCUGAGUGGAGGAAGAGAUGGGAGCAUGUGAACACAAAUGUAUUGCUUCCUUCAGAUUAAUAAUUCACCUUGCAAAGUAUUUUUUCUACUAUAGACACUAUUAAACCCUUUGUUUUAAAUCUGCUGUAUUUCUAAGUGUGGAUCAUAUAUUACUGUGCAAUUAUACAUGCCAAUGAACCAAGAGAUGUUAAACCAAUGCAUGGCAGCAUAUUUUUGUACUGUGACCAAAUUAUUUUUGUUGGAUUUUUAUGUUAGAUGCCUGUUGCUGUUUUUUGUUUGUUUUUUUGUCAGUGGAACAAAAAUAUCAGUCGAAUUAAAUGGUGCGUUUAUUUAUAUAUAUGUAAAAAAAGAAAGCUUCUCAGAUUUUCACCAGUGGUUUUAUUUGUUCAGGUAAGCAAAGAGCAACGUCAACUGCUCUAAAUGUAAUGGUAUGGAAACAUGGUGUGAAAUAAAAAUAACAUUAUACGUA
Poeciliopsis prolifica (blackstripe livebearer) is the source of this 3564-nucleotide messenger RNA. RefSeq names its product myotubularin related protein 7a (gene mtmr7a). Bases 152 to 2095 code for a protein of 647 amino acids. Lineage: Eukaryota; Metazoa; Chordata; Actinopteri; Cyprinodontiformes; Poeciliidae. Gene Ontology annotation, biological process: dephosphorylation. The record is from RefSeq and is a predicted model, not a curated record. Gene Ontology annotation, molecular function: phosphatase activity. The transcript is spliced from 14 exons.